AACAAGAAAAGAUGACUUCUUUUCAAGCUAAAGGGAUGGUAAAUAAUAAUGUUUAAACUUGCAAGAAGGAUUGAAGGGGCUGUGAUACUGUGAAACGAGCAGCACAAAUCCAAAUAAGUAAGGGAAAGGAGAGAAAAAGGAAAGGUGUAGUUUCCAUUUAGUACCACGUAGCACCCCAAAUUAUUCUACAAGAUCUGCCUACGCCAACCAGAAAGCUUUCAUUGGUUGUCAUAACUAGCAAACCUCAAAUCGUCCUAAAGACCAAAAGAGAGUAAGACAAAAGAAAGGGUAGAAAGAUGGAGGUUGGUCAAUUGCAGAAAAGCUUUGUGGAUUACACUGCAUCUUUGUUUCGGGAGGGCUUCUUGGAUGGUCAGUUUAGUCAGCUUCAGCAACUGCAAGAUGAGAGCAACCCGGACUUCGUUGUUGAAGUGGUGUCUCUUUUCUUUGAAGAUUCUGACAAGCUUCUCAAUGAUCUCACCAGGGCUCUGGAUCAGCAAAAUAUAGAUUUCAAGAAGGUCGAUGCCCAUGUUCAUCAGCUUAAGGGCAGCAGCUCCAGCAUAGGUGCUCAGAGAGUAAAAAAUGCCUGCGUUGCUUUUCGCAAUUUUUGUGAAGAACAGAAUGUUGAAGCGUGCUUAAGAUGCUUGCAUCAAGUAAAGCAAGAGUAUCUCCUGGUGAGGAGCAAGCUUGAGACUUUAUUCACGCUGGAGCAGCAGAUUAUCACGGCAGGGGGAGCUAUUCCCAUGAUGGAAUGAGAUGGUCCUUUGAUAAUCAGAACUGUGCAGAGAAAACCAUAAUAAGCUCUCUUUUUGUGAAGCUAUCUGGAUCUUCGAGUGAGUUACAUCACUAAGCAUAAGGUUCUCUAAGAAGUGAGGUUUUGUAUCUAGGAAUUUUUGAUUGGAACUGGAAGAGGUGUUGUGUGCCUUUGCUUUGGUGAACUCAGAAAGUUAAUGACUUGAGCUUUUCUUAUAUUUCAUCUAGUACUAGGUUUCAGUCUGUUCAGCUGUUACCAAAUAUCAUCUUGGAUCAAUUUAAGUUCUUGUUCUUUGGUACAUCUGAUGUUUCAGUUGUACCAAUUUGGUGGAGCCUCUGCGUUGGGAUAUUAUUUUCCGGGCUGCACCUUCUGGUCUGCCAGCAUGUCCCUAGCCAUAGAAUCAAUAUUCUUGAGAUCGGUUAUU
Molecule: messenger RNA, 1175 nt
Organism: Coffea arabica (coffee)
Lineage: Eukaryota; Viridiplantae; Streptophyta; Magnoliopsida; Gentianales; Rubiaceae
Source: RefSeq, a predicted model, not a curated record